Diaporthe citri is the source of this 1182-nucleotide messenger RNA. RefSeq lists its product as uncharacterized. The transcript has a single exon. The record is from RefSeq and is a predicted model, not a curated record. NCBI's taxonomy places the organism in Eukaryota, Fungi, Ascomycota, Sordariomycetes, Diaporthales, Diaporthaceae. The coding region runs from base 1 to 1182 and encodes 393 amino acids.
AUGGCCCUUUCAGACCUUGGGAUCAGCAAAGGCGGACUCGAUCCGGGCCCAGCCGCCACGAUAGUCGAGUGCUUCCUCACCGUGGCCUUCUACAAUGUUAUCGAGCUGAAUGUCAUCAUCUACAGCGCCUUCCCACGGCGGACCGGUCUCUACUUCUGGAGCUUCGUGGUAGCGACGUGGGGGAUCGCCGUCUACUCGGUAGGCUUCCUCACAAAGGACCUCAGCUUUAUCCGAAACGGAUUCGUCUACGGCACCUUCAUCGUCGUCGGCUGGAUAUGUAUGGUGACGGGCCAGUCCAUGGUGCUCUUCAGCAGGAUGCAUCUGCUGGUGCGGGACAAGAGGAUACUGAGGACGACACUGGUCUGCAUAGUCAUUAACGCCAUCAUCGGGCACGUUCCCACCUCGGUCGUGCUCUAUGGGUCAAACUUGCCGCAUCCGGAUCGAUGGCUGGAGCCCUAUGCUAUCAUGGAGCGGAUCCAUGUCACCAUCUUCUUCCUCCAAGAACUCGCCAUAUCCGCCAUAUAUAUUGUCGCCACCACGAGGCUUCUCAGGGACAAGUCACGGUCAUCGUGCUCCGCGAAAGGCUCCGCCUCCGCAAGACGUUUCCUUGGGCACCUUAUCAAGAUCAACGUCGUGGUCGUUGUCCUGGACAUCACGAUACUGGCCCUGGAAUACGCAGGAUUGUAUGUCAUACAGACGGCGUACAAGGGCAUGGCCUACAGCGUCAAACUCAAGCUGGAAUUCAGCAUCCUGAACUCGCUCGUCGAGAUGACCAGAGCUCACAGGAAUGCACGCAUCGGAGUGCCGACCGGGGGCCUAUUCGAAGGUGGGAACGGCAACAACGCCAACGCACUGGGAAAGGGCAGCGGGGGCACAGGAGGGACCAGCGGCUAUGCGCAGCUGACCCAGACGGUCGAUCACGACGGAGUGAUCAGGUAUACGGGUAAUCAGAGCAGGAUGCGAGGCAAUGCGUACGUGACGGCAAACGGGAUCGGGCUGCCUGGCGCCGUCCACCAGCGGCGAAGCCCUGAUGGAGCUGGAGCCUCAGCUGAGACCAGUGGCGAAUUUGGCGACAGCGUGCCCGUGACGAGCCAUUUUGUCAUUCAACGGCACCGACGGGAAGAGUGGGAGGAGAAGAGCGACCUGGAGGAGCUUGUGCUUGGUAAUGAUAUCCUGCGGUAG